Molecule: messenger RNA, 348 nt
Organism: Nicotiana attenuata
Lineage: Eukaryota; Viridiplantae; Streptophyta; Magnoliopsida; Solanales; Solanaceae
Exons: 1
Coding region: 1-348 (115 amino acids)
Cellular component (GO): nucleus; cytoplasm
Source: RefSeq, a predicted model, not a curated record
AUGGCGGACAACAAACAACAGAGUUUUUCUCCCGGUGACCGGCGACAACCAAGUCGGUUACAACGGCGAGCGCCGGCUUCUAUACAAGUAAAUCGCGCAACCGAUUGGAAUGUGGCGAUACCGCUUCUAUCGCCGCUGAUAACUUCUCCGACUUCUCCCGAAUCGGACAACUUAAAGGCGGCGAUAAACUCGUUUUCCAGCUCAGCUCAUAAGGAAGACUUGAGGAAAGAGCAUUUGGAGAAGCCGAUGAUGGUGUUUAAGAAAUGGCAGCAUCCGGCGGCCCCGUUUUGCUACGAGCCGGCCCCGUUGGUGCCUUUUGUAUGUACAGGAAGCACCGAUAGACGAUGA